AUGGAAGAAUAUGUGUGUCCAUCGUGCACUGAAGCGCAGACGACGCAAGGCUAUGAAUCUGCCAGUAGUUCCGCCAGCAGUACACACGCUACCCUUUGUCGAGCUGACUAUCCACUUGUGUGGCGUCUUCUCGAAUGUGUCGCUGAUCAUCGAAUGUCAUGGCCGUUUCGGCAACCAGUUAGCCUUGAAGAGUUUCCCAAUUAUUUGGACGUGGUGGAGCAUCCGAUUGACCUUUCAAUCAUCCAACAACGCCUGGAAAACCUCGAAUAUCAGCGUUUGAAAGAUUUCACACGGGACAUGUCGCGGUUAUUUGAGAACGCUAGGAUUUUCUAUCCACGCGACAGCAAUGUCUACCAGUGCGCAGAUACAUUGGAGAAGAUAUUUGAACACGCGCUGGCUGAAGUAAGGGCAGAAAUCGAAGCACGUGUGAAUGGAAGAAAGGUA
This is a messenger RNA of Cooperia oncophora, 444 nucleotides long. The record is from the annotation of a GenBank genome assembly. NCBI's taxonomy places the organism in Eukaryota, Metazoa, Nematoda, Chromadorea, Rhabditida, Trichostrongylidae.